Molecule: messenger RNA, 531 nt
Organism: Camelina sativa (false flax)
Lineage: Eukaryota; Viridiplantae; Streptophyta; Magnoliopsida; Brassicales; Brassicaceae
Product: bidirectional sugar transporter SWEET7-like
Biological process (GO): carbohydrate transport
Cellular component (GO): membrane
Molecular function (GO): sugar transmembrane transporter activity
Source: RefSeq, a predicted model, not a curated record
AUGGUAUGGAUUGUUUAUGGAUUACCAGUAGUGCAUCCUUUUGGCACUCCUACCCUUGUUACUAAUGCAGUAGGAGUGACCAUUAUGGCAAUGUAUCUACUCGUAUAUAUCAGAUAUUGCGACCAGCCUAGACAGCGACGACUGAUCAUUGCAGUUAUGAUAGUUGAGGUCUUGUUUGUGGUUGCAUUUGCAAUCUUGAUCUUUACGCUAGUAGAUUCUAGAGGAUUUCAGCGAUUGGUGAUUGGUGAUGUUUGUUGCGUAUACAACAUCAUCAUGUAUGUCCCUCCCAUAUCUGUUGUGAUGAGGGUUGUGAAGACCAAGAGCGUCGAACACAUGUCUUUCUCGGUAGCGUUUGCGAUGUUCGCAUAUGCUAUAGUUUGUAGCGUCAUCUCAUUUCUACCCCUGGAUCCUAUUAUGUUUAUUUCCUUUGGGAUAUGCACAUUACUUGGACUAGUCCAAGUAGUUGUGUACGCUGUGUAUUACCCAUGGACACAGAUGGUUAUUGCGGCGAGACAGAGACUAUCUGUUUGA